Molecule: messenger RNA, 2521 nt
Organism: Zingiber officinale
Lineage: Eukaryota; Viridiplantae; Streptophyta; Magnoliopsida; Zingiberales; Zingiberaceae
Product: NADH dehydrogenase [ubiquinone] iron-sulfur protein 1, mitochondrial-like
Exons: 5
Coding region: 72-2303 (743 amino acids)
Biological process (GO): ATP synthesis coupled electron transport
Cellular component (GO): membrane
Molecular function (GO): NADH dehydrogenase (ubiquinone) activity; iron-sulfur cluster binding
Source: RefSeq, a predicted model, not a curated record
AAUCACCCCGGUAUCGGGCGUCUCUCUUCGCUUCCUCGUCGCCGCCGCUCCUAAUCAUCAGAGAGAGAGAGAUGGGCUUCCUCGUCCAUGCGCUCCGUCGCUCCAAUCCUCUGCUCCGAUCCCAGUUCUCUAACCUCACCCCCACCGGCAUCCGGUGGAUCUGCUCGUCCUCCGCCCUCCGAAAGCCGGAAUCUGCCGCAAUCGACAACUACGACCCGGCUGAACUGCCGCCUAGGACCCCCGUUGGCGGCGCCAGGUUCCACAUCGACAACCCCGAAGACGUCAUGGAGGUCUUCGUCGACGGGUACCCCGUCAAGAUCCCCAAGGGGAUGACCGUCCUCCAAGCCUGCGAGGUCGCCGGCGUCGACAUCCCUCGGUUUUGCUAUCACAGCCGACUUUCCAUCGCGGGAAACUGCCGCAUGUGCCUCGUUGAGGUUGAGAAGUCCCCCAAGCCCGUCGCCUCCUGCGCCAUGCCCGCACUCCCAGGAAUGAAAAUUAAGACGAACACGCCGGUGGCAAAGAAGGCUAGAGAAGGGGUGAUGGAGUUCCUGUUGAUGAAUCACCCACUGGACUGCCCGAUCUGCGAUCAGGGAGGCGAAUGUGACCUUCAGGAUCAGUCGAUGGCUUUUGGAGCGGACCGUGGACGAUUCACAGAGAUGAAGAGGUCGGUGGUUGAUAAGAAUCUGGGGCCGCUUGUAAAGACAGUGAUGACCCGAUGCAUCCAAUGCACAAGAUGUGUCAGAUUUGCUAGUGAGGUGGCUGGUGUUCAGGACCUAGGAAUGCUAGGUCGCGGUAGUGGGGAGGAAAUAGGAACUUACGUUGAGAGACUCAUGACAAGCGAGCUCUCAGGCAAUGUGAUAGAUAUCUGCCCUGUUGGAGCUCUGACUUCUAAACCUUUUGCUUUUAAAGCUAGAAACUGGGAGUUAAAGGGUACAGAGACUAUUGAUGUUACUGAUGCAGUUGGAUCAAACAUAAGAAUUGAUAGUAGAGGCCCAGAAGUUAUGCGAAUUGUGCCACGUCUGAAUGAGGAUAUUAAUGAGGAGUGGAUAUCAGACAAAACACGCUUCUGUUAUGAUGGUCUUAAAAGGCAAAGGUUAAAUGAUCCUAUGAUUCGUGGUGCUGAUGGACGAUUCAAGGCAGUGUCUUGGCAAGAUGCACUUGCAGUGGUUGCUGAAGUCAUCCAACAAGUUAAACCUGCUGAAAUUGUUGGAAUUGCAGGUCAACUUUCUGAUGCAGAAUCUAUGAUGACACUGAAAGACUUUUUGAACAGAUUGGGAUCAGAGAAUGUGGCAUGUGAAGGAAAUGGUGUGAAUCCUAAUGCAGAUUUACGUCCUAGUUACCUUAUGAACACACAUAUUGCCGGUCUUGAGAAUGCUGAUGCUUUCCUGUUGGUUGGCACCCAGCCUAGAGUAGAAGCCCCAUUGAUAAAUGCAAGAAUCAGAAAGACUGUACGAGCAAAUCAAGCUAAAGUGGCCUAUAUUGGCCCUCCAUCUGACUUCAACUAUGAUCACCAACAUAUUGGUACAUGUCCCAAAACACUCCUUGAGAUCGCGGAGGGCCGCCACCCUUUCUGCUCCACCCUGAAAUCUGCAAAGAACCCAGCUAUUAUAGUCGGUGCUGGAAUUUUCAAGCGCAAAGACAAGGAUGCCAUCUUUUCUAAAGUUGAGUCUAUAGCGAAGACUUUCAAUGUUAUCAGAAAAGACUGGAAUGGCUUCAAUGUCUUGCUACUGAAUGCCGCCCAAGCUGCUGCCCUCGACCUUGGUCUUGUAGGCAGCCCCUCUGAGAGUAUCCAAUCUGCCAAGUUUCUUUACCUGAUGGGGGCCGACGAUGUGAAAUUGGAAACACUCCCAGAUGAUGCAUUUGUAGUUUACCAGGGUCAUCAUGGCGAUAAAAAUGUUUACCGGGCUAAUGUUAUUUUACCUGCUGCUGCAUUCAGCGAGAAAGAAGGGACACAUGAGAACACUGAGGGUUGUGCCCAAUGGACAGUUCCUGCAGUCCCCACCGUUGGCGAUGCAAGAGAUGAUUGGAAGAUCAUUAGGGCGCUCUCUGAGGUGGCUGGUGUCCGUCUGCCUUACGAUAACCUUCAAGGCAUCCGUGCUCGGAUAAGGACAGUGGCGCCAAAUCUGCUGCAGGUGGACGAGAGAGAGCCAUCCACUCUCUCUUUCGACAUCAAACCAGACUGCAAAGAUCAAUUGAGCCUCGAGCCAUUCACAGCUGCAAUCGACAACUUCUACAUGACUAAUUCAAUAACCCGGGCGUCAAAGAUAAUGGCUCAAUGCAGUUCGCUACUGUUAAAGAAAUGAGUUUUUUCUCGAUGACACCACCUAUUGGUGUCGGUAUGAUUUAUUUUUGCCACUUUUGGUUGAACCCAGAAUCCUGUUGAAGCUAGGAUUUGCGUGUUGUAACUGCCAUACUCUUGCUCAUAAACGGCUGGAAUUAUGCCAUAUUUUUCUUUGGUGUGAGAAAACCAAAGUGAAUUUUUUCAACAUGGAUGAUUUUAUUGUAUUCCUGGUUUGGGCUA